This is a messenger RNA of Andrographis paniculata, 724 nucleotides long. RefSeq lists its product as uncharacterized. Bases 60 to 599 code for a protein of 179 amino acids. NCBI's taxonomy places the organism in Eukaryota, Viridiplantae, Streptophyta, Magnoliopsida, Lamiales, Acanthaceae. The transcript is spliced from 3 exons. The record is from RefSeq and is a predicted model, not a curated record.
UCAUCCAGAUUCAGACAUAGCAUUUCAGUGUCAUAUUUUCUUGUUACAACUAACUUUCAAUGGCCACAAAACCUCUACCAAUAAUUCUUAUUACGAUAGCAAUAUCGGUUACAAUCAUCGAUGCCCAAAGCCCCGUCGGAAUAGUCCAUGUCAACAGCACUUUAUAUUGCACGGCGACAGGCAGUUCCGGCAGCAGCGCAACUCCAGUUUUCCCAAAGCUGGAAAAUCCCGUGUUCGAAGUCCCACUGUCUCUAUUUGUCGUCGUCUACGUGCAAGAUUCGUAUAUGGAUUCCUACAAAGUUAAACUUUUAGAUGCUACCUUGGAGGUCGCAUGCUCGGGGGACGAUGUGGCCAAUAACCCGUCAACCGACACCAGCAAUGCAGCUGGCAUGUUCCGGGUGGUUCUAAUCCCUCGUCCCAACGCAACUGUUGAUUCAAUAGUUUCGAACUGCCGUAUAUUUGUCCUAACUCCUUUGUCGACAUGCAACCCGGCCUUGCCACCAACUGGGCUCAGGUCGAACCUAAAGUUUGUCCGGACCGUGUUCUCGUUUUUGAGGCUCACCUACAUGGUCCCUGCAGGCUUCACAAGCCAAGAUUAGCUUGGAAAUUCUUCAAUAAAUACAUAUGAACUCACGUAGGUUGUAAGAAUAAGAGCUUUCGAGAAAUAUUAUGAACUCACAUGAAAUUAGGUUUCCAAUUUUUUAUUUUUUAUUUUAUUUAUUUU